Molecule: messenger RNA, 1093 nt
Organism: Pogoniulus pusillus (Red-fronted tinkerbird)
Lineage: Eukaryota; Metazoa; Chordata; Aves; Piciformes; Lybiidae
Gene: CFAP126
Product: cilia and flagella associated protein 126
Exons: 6
Coding region: 11-1093 (360 amino acids)
Biological process (GO): cilium organization
Cellular component (GO): ciliary basal body
Source: RefSeq, a predicted model, not a curated record
CGCGCGGGCCAUGGCGGCUCGAGACGGCGCAGGACAGUACGAGGAUGCCUUCCGCCCGCACCGCCUGCAGAACUGGGGCGUGCCCCUGCCCCGCCGCCAGCGCCCCCCGCUGCGGGGGGGCCCCACGCAGAUCAUCGCCGAUGACCGAGGCCACCUGCUGCCAGAUGUGCCCCGCUGCCAGGCCUCCCCGUGGGGCUCGUUCCUGGGUACGUGGGACCUGCCCCGGCGGCUCCCCCCGGCCCGGCUGGACCUCACCGCCCGCUCCGCCGCCGCCGCCGCCCUGCUGCUGCAGCGGAGCCGCCAGCCCUGCGCGCUGAGCCGCGCCCGCAACGGCCUCCGCACGCAGCUCACCGGCAAGCCUCAGCAGCCUGGCUUGGACACUCCAACCUCCAAGAAGCCUUCCCAGAGGAGCAGUCAAGCACCCAGAGAGGACUCCGGAGUCCCAACCUCCAUCCCAGCCUCCAUCCCCCCCCACUCCAAGGGAGGCCACUCCUCGGGAAGCCACCGAGCUGCAGGGUUCCGCUCCCAGCCCGGGGGGCUCCGUCGUGGGGAGCAGAACUCCCCAGCCCCAGGCAUCGCCCGGAGCAAUGCAGGCAGCAGCCCCUGCGGAGCCCUGAGAGCAGCACAGCCACCGCUGCCGGGCUCUCGGCUGCUCCCCUCUGCUCCCCUCCCCUCUCGGCUGCUCUCCUCUGAUCCCUUCCCCUCUCGGCUGCUCCCUUCUGCUCCCUUCCCCUCUCGGCUGCUCCCUUCUGCUCCCCUCCCCUCUCGGCUGCUCCCUUCUGCUCCCUUCCCCUCCCCAGCUGCUCCACUCUGCUCCCUUCCCCUCUCGGCUGCUCCCCUCUGCUCCCUUCCCCUCCCCAGCUGCUCCCCUCUGCUCCCUUCCCCUCCCCAGCUGCUAGGCAGCUUCAUGAAGUCCAUCAGGCCAGAAGCUGAGCGAGCAGCAAGGACGAGGCAGGAGGAGCUGUGUGGGAACAGCCCUGGCUGGAGCAAGGGCUCCUGGAACACGGAGCUGGAGCUGCUCCCCUGCUGCCAAGCAGCUCCCUCCACAGCCCCACGGGCAGAGAGGGUCCCACUGGAGGCAGGAAGGGGCUGA